CCACACUCGACCGAUUCUCAGUGCCUGUGCAAUGCCAUGAAGCUAUCCGUUGCUGAUUGAGGAUCUCUCACUAUGACCCUCCACAAGUCGUACACUAGAGGUGGUCGGGUCCUACUUCUCCACGUUUUAGGACUUGUCCCUCAAAGAGCCCGAGACGGCUUAUGACCCACCAGGAGACUCACGCUGCUCUUCUGAGCUUCUGUUCCAUCACAGAAAGGGAGAUGAGAUAGUCCGUUACGGGCAAGAAGGGCCCAAUGCUAGUCGUACAAGUACACAUAAAGUUUAAGUUUGCUCUCUAUCGUCGCAUCUACAGCCAUGUCGUACAAUGACAUUGUAGCGAUUCCUCGAUACAUCCUUCCGAAUCCUACUCUGGAGCAACUGGAUUACGCCGAGCUUCCCGUCAUCGAUUUUGCUAGGCUUUCCGACAAUGCCAAUCAACUUGCAGCAGAAGCUACGGAAGGCAUGAGGAAGCACGGCUUUCUUGUCGUGAUCAACCAUGGCUUGACUGUAGCGCAGAUCGCUCGUGCAUUCGAUAUCGCCGACCUGCCAUUCAGCAGCGUUGGGCACGAAGAAAAAAUGUUAUAUGCGGCUAAACUGAGGGAGACCGGCUCACACCAAGGCUAUAAACCUCGAAACUACUGGCACAUAGACAACGGUGUCUAUGAUCAGCUUGAAGCGUACACUAUCCACCGUGAUGUUAAUCAGCGUGAACAUCCGCAGGCACUGGGACCUGUUCUUGCGGAAAUCCAAGCUCUGGCCCGGUUCGCACAUCUGCACAUCGUGCAUUCCAUCCUCCGGUUGCUGGCGAUCGGAUUAGAGUUGCCUGAAAACACGUUUGUGGAUCUUCAUCGUUAUGAUGCUACUGGGGAGAGCACUCUCAGGUUCAUCAAAUACCAUCCUCGGACGGCGGAAGACGAAGCUAAGACGAAGAAUGUUUGGCUGAAGGGACAUACAGAUAUUGGAAGCAUCACCGUGCUCUUCAGUCAGCCAGUUUCGGGGCUGCAGAUUCUCGGAAAGGAUGGCAAAUGGCGAUGGGUCAAACAUAUCGAGAAUGGACUGAUCAUCAACGCUGGGGACGCCCUCGAGCGCCUAUCCGGCGGGUAUUACAAGCCCACCAUCCACCGCGUCGUACAACCCCCGGCCGAUCAGCGCCAUUGCCCACGGCUUGGAUUAUUCUACUUCGCGACAGCCGACGAUGACGUGAAAUUGGUCUCGUGUGUGGCUCAGAGCCCGAUUUUGCGACUCGAACCCACUACAUCGACUCCAUCAGAUGAUGAGCUUGCCCCUACCAUGGAAACAUGGCGCAAAACGCGAGUGUCCUCCUAUGGCUCCAAGGGCGCGGCACUAACCCCGGCGUCGGGUGGUAUGAUCGAGGAAGAGACCAUCGCCGGAAUCGUAAUCAAGCACUACAACUGAGUGCGACCCAUGAGGUCAAGUCAAAGUACUGAUAGCUGUGAUAUUUAGUCCGUUUCGCAGAUGCUGUCGAGAGACCAUUGCUUUGAGAUUGCAGCACGUCCCAUCUCGGCUUUUCCACGAACCCUAACACUCCGUUUCAGCUGCUACACCGUUUUGAAUGCCUCGUCGUGAGCACCCCACAAUCCGGGACUCACCAAUUGCGUCGUGAACCGUCUCGAGAGUUGUGUCGCAUCCCUCAGCCUCCGUCAUGAUAUGUUGACACGGUGAUACAAACUAUCGGAAGCCGAUUCCAGACAGAUGCAAGCAUAAGUAAGAAAGGAACGAAAGACAUUCCAGCAAACAGUACGAAGACAAAAUGUCCAAUAAGAGUGGACAUGGACCAGCCCUGAGAGCGCGGAAUUAUGAGAGCACCAAGGCACCGCCACAUCAACGGCCCUUUCCCAUUUGGCUGACAGGAUGACGGCUGCGCGCUGACACCAGCUUGCUUUUGAACGCCAAAUGGCAAUGCCUCCUUUCAUCCACUGCAGCUCUUCCUUUCCCCAGUGACAAUGGCCGACUCGUCUGGCGACCAGGUCGCCUCCUCCUCCUCAGUGCUCAAGCUCGGGCAGCUAAUCCCCCGCCACGCUCUUUUCCAAGUUCGCAUCAUCAUCCACCAGUUGGCCAGUGUUCCUCUGGUCAGCGGGGAAUUUGGGGUUCGUUGGAGAUUCAAGAACAUCCGAAAAUUGAAGGGCCAUGAAACUGCAGGGCUGGAGCAGGAAGUCCAUGGUGACGAGGAGAGUUUCGGGAGUGGAGACUCAGCGGGUCCUUCCACGGAGGACGCCAAAUUUACUUCAGAAUCUUACGAAACUCAAACUAGCACACGAGGACAGACGCCCUGGCUGGCGCUGCGCGACCACUCUGUGACCUGGGAGCAAUCGCUGUCGACUGUCGUGCAGAUGUCGAUCGACCGGGAAACACACGAGCUGCUCCCUCAUCCGUUCAAGCUUUCUGUAUUACAACGUGUCAUCGUCGGCGACCUGGACGCGCCUAAGAAUCCGUGCCUCGGCGUCCUCGAGCUCAAUCUUGCAGAGUACUCUGACAGUAAUCUUGCAUCACCGGGAGAGAUGAAGGGGACAGUGACGCGCCGGUAUCUUCUCCGAGAGAGCAAAACCAACGCGACGCUUAGAUUAUCUGUUCAUGUCGAGCCUGUAGGCUCUCCACCAUUCUUCACCGCGCCGCCUCUACCACGAGGCGAGAUCCUUGCCG
Molecule: messenger RNA, 2661 nt
Organism: Mycena citricolor
Lineage: Eukaryota; Fungi; Basidiomycota; Agaricomycetes; Agaricales; Mycenaceae
Source: the annotation of a GenBank genome assembly